Molecule: messenger RNA, 568 nt
Organism: Aspergillus campestris IBT 28561
Lineage: Eukaryota; Fungi; Ascomycota; Eurotiomycetes; Eurotiales; Aspergillaceae
Exons: 1
Coding region: 193-390 (65 amino acids)
Source: RefSeq, a predicted model, not a curated record
GCCAGUUGACCUUGCCAACCCAAGCCCAGAACAUGAAUACUGCCCAGUACCGGCCGAGCUAUCGCCGCCUCUUGGAUCAAAGCUUCUGGUGAUGUAUGUUUCGUCGCCCCGACAGAUUGGAAGUUGGUCAAAAGGGCCCACGGAGAACUCAAGCCGAGGGGUGGCCCGCCGAGGGAAGCAUGGGGAAUCUACAUGACGGAAGGCUGGGAUGAGUCCAAAAUAUGGUGUAUCGUCGGUUUCGGGGUCUUUCUUCCAAGUUUGUUGUUUGCAAUAUUCUGGGCGGUCUUCAAGGGUGAUGUCGAGGGAGCGUUUGCAAUAGCCGGUUGGUGGGUCGCAGGAGCAGCUAUUGUCGUCGGCAUCAUGGGAAACAAGACCAUGCAAGCGCUGUGAUGUGCCCUAUGUAAUGGCGACAAGCUGGAUCAUGGUCAUUAAGCUAGUUCUGCGGAAAGACGACCUUGAAUCGCUGACCUGAUUCAGCUGACAUUCUUAUGCAAAAAGCGAAUAUCACAACUACCUACACCAACCAAAGCAUUGUAGUUUAUGGAGUGGCCCCUGCCUCCUACGACAC